AUGUCCUCUUCUUGCAGGCAGCUCCACUCGCCCACAAACCUCCUCCUCCUCUCUCUGGCGGUCUCAGACUUCAUCAUGGGUUUCCUGGUGAUGCCGGUUGAAAUCCUCAUGAUGUGGACCUGCUGGGUCCUGGGUGACCUUUUGUGCGCUCUGUACUACUUCCUCCCUGUCACUCUGCUGAAUUCCUCUGUAGGAAACAUGGUGCUCAUAUCAGUCGACCGCUAUGUGGCUAUUUCCUUUCUCCUUUUACACAAUAACCUGGAACCACCAGGCAGGUAUAAUUCCUGUCACGGGGAGUGUAUCAUGAACAUUAUAGCAGCAGAUAUGGACCUUGUUGUCUCCUUUAUUAUUCCCAUUAUAGUCAUCCUAGGUCUGUAUAUGAGAGUGUUUGUGGUGGCGGUGUCUCAGGCUCGUGCCAUGCGCUCUCAUGUUGCAGCCGUUAAACUCCAGCCUUCAGGGACUGUAAUGACAAUGAAGUCUGAACUGAAAGCAGCUGGUACUCUAGGUGUUGUUAUCAUUGUGUUUCUGCUUUGCUAUUGUCCAUUUUAUGGUCUCUGUCUGACAGGAAGUAACAUCUUGAUUGGUUCUGUACUUGAAUCGUAUAUGAGCUUUCUGAAGUUUUGUAACUCUGGUCUGGACCCUUUGAUCUAUGCCUUGUUCUACCCCUGGUUUAGAAAAGCUGUGAAACACAUCUUCACUCUUCAGAUACUGCAGCCUGGCUCCCGUGACACCAACAUGCUGUAG
Messenger RNA from Monopterus albus (swamp eel), 744 nucleotides. Its product is annotated as trace amine-associated receptor 13c-like. Gene Ontology annotation, biological process: G protein-coupled receptor signaling pathway. The transcript has a single exon. Lineage: Eukaryota; Metazoa; Chordata; Actinopteri; Synbranchiformes; Synbranchidae. Gene Ontology annotation, cellular component: membrane. Gene Ontology annotation, molecular function: trace-amine receptor activity. The record is from RefSeq and is a predicted model, not a curated record. Bases 1 to 744 code for a protein of 247 amino acids.